Messenger RNA from Limanda limanda (common dab), 4093 nucleotides. Its product is annotated as kinesin-like protein KIF20B. The coding region runs from base 94 to 3882 and encodes 1262 amino acids. Gene Ontology annotation, biological process: microtubule-based movement; mitotic spindle assembly. Gene Ontology annotation, molecular function: plus-end-directed microtubule motor activity; microtubule binding; ATP binding. The transcript has 31 exons. The record is from RefSeq and is a predicted model, not a curated record. Lineage: Eukaryota; Metazoa; Chordata; Actinopteri; Pleuronectiformes; Pleuronectidae. Gene Ontology annotation, cellular component: spindle microtubule; nucleus.
GCGAGAUCCUGACCGACACCUGUGACGUAGUCUUUUUCCGGCUCUGUGAUUGGUCGUCAGGUCCCUGUUUAAACAGUGGAGCUGCGUUCAGACAUGAUGGAGUCUUGUUUGGCCGGGAAGCCGGAGCGCGUGGGACCAGUGGAGGUGGAUGACAUCAGGAGAGACCUGCUGGGGGAGUUUGCUGCUCUCCCAGUGAAGGUCGGAGGUCAGUCGGAGAACCUGCAGGUCUACCUGAGGGUUCGACCGUUCACCGCCAACGAGAGCGGCAGCGCAGAGUCCCAGGAGUGUGUGACCAUCGAGGGGCCGGACACCGUGGUGCUGAAGGCUCCCAGGAGCUGUCAAUCAAAGUCCCUCCCACAGACCGCUCAGAGGUUCAGCUUCACGCAGGUGUUCGCUGCGGAGGCGAGUCAGAGGACGGUGUUCGAGUCUUCGGUCCGAGGUCUGGUCCGAGAUGUUCUGGAAGGAGGGAACUGUCUGGUGUUCACGUACGGAGUCACCAACGCUGGGAAGACCUUCACCUUCCUCGGUCCGGACCACGACUCCGGUCUGCUGCCCAGGUCUCUGUCCGUCAUCUUCAACAGCAUCGAGGGCCGUCUGUACGCUCGCUCCGACCUGAAGCCGCAGCGCUGCAGAGACUUCAGCCGCCUGACUCCAGACCAGCAGGCGGCUGAGAGCAGCAGCAAGAGGAACCUGCUGCGGCUGCUGAAAGAGAGUGACAAAAGUCAGACGUCUGGACGAUCAACGUUUCUGGAAGGCUCGUCUCUCAGCACCGACAGUAUGAACAGUGUCUCUGAAGCCGACAGUUUCUGUCUGGACGUGGAUUCAAACGUCCGUUUCUCUGUCUGGGUUUCAUUCUGCGAGAUUUACAACGACAACAUCCAUGACCUUCUGGAGCAGGUUCCCGGAGGUCACCACAAGAGGGCGGUGCUGCGUCUGUCUCAGGACGUCAAAGGGAACUCCUUCAUCAAAGACCUGCGCUGGGUCCAGGUGAACAGCUCGGAGGAGGCGUACCGAGUGAUGAAGAUCGGGAAGAAGAACCAGAGUUUCUCCUCCACCAAACUGAACCAGGCGUCCAGCAGGAGCCACAGCAUCUUCUCCGUCAGGAUCCUGAAAGUGGACGACGUGGGAGUUCCCAGAGUCCUCGGCAUCAGCGAGUUGGCGUUGUGUGAUCUCGCCGGCUCGGAGCGUUGCUCUCGGACUCAAAACACUGGAGAGAGACUCAAAGAGGCGGGAAACAUCAACAGCUCUCUGCUGACGCUCGGGAAGUGCAUCAACGCCAUGAGACUGAACCAACACGCCAAGUUCCAGCAUCACAUUCCCUUCAGGGAGUCCAAACUGACCCACUUCCUGCAGUUCUUCUUCUGUGGUGCCGGACGCGUCUCGAUGGUCGUCAACAUCAAUCAGAACGCCGCCUGCUUCGACGAGACGCUCAACGUCCUCAAGUUCUCUGCGCUCGCUCAGAAGGUGGUGGUGGUGACCUCCAGGCCCGUGGUCCCCGACGACGCCCCCCACAGGUCGGCCAUGGAACUGUCUAUGAUCAUCGAUGAGGCCGACCAGCGCAGGAACGUGUCGGGCCGGGGCAGGAAGAGCUCGCUGGUCGCCUGGGAGACGACCUUGGAGGAUGUGUUUGAGGAUGAAGAUGAUGUGGGGGAGAGCGUGAUGGAGGGAACUGUGCUGGAGGCCGGAGGUGAGGAGGAGGAGGAAGAGGACGUGACCAUGGAGGAAGAAGAGAAGUCGGACAGGGAGGCGGCGCUGCGUCUGGUCUUGGAGGCUCAGAUCAGAGAAGAAGUCAGCUCUGAGUUCAUGGAGCUUUUUAACAAGAUGGAGAAAGAUUACAGUGAUCGUCUGGAUAAGGAGAGGGAGAUCCUGGAGGAGCGGGCCGAGCGGCGGGUGGAGAUCCUGAAGAACCUGGUCAGUAAGACGGUCGACCUCUCUGCUGCAAACGCUGGAAGCAACAAGGAGGAACAGGUGGCUGUGUUGGAGGGAAUCAUCAGCUCGAUGAGCGAAGACCUGGAGAAGAUCAAAGAGGACGCACAGAGCGUUCAACACUGUCUGAACAGACGCACACACACUGCAGAGCUGGAGGCGUUGCGCUUGGAGAAGCUUCAGACUCAGGAUCAGCUCCAGGAAGCUGUGGAGAGUCUGGAGCAGCAGCGACAGAAGCUCUCCGAGCUGAUGGACAUGUGUGGGCAGAAAGACACCGUCAUCAACCGAGUGCAGGCGGCCAUGGACAAGACGGUGGAGGACGCCACCCGAGACAGAGCUCUGGUGGAGGCCGUCCGGGCGGAGCUGGAGACGUGUCGCUGUCGGCAGAGACGAGAGGAGGACGAGGACAGGGACAAGAGGAUGGAGGAGGAGCUUAACCACAGGAGGAGACGGGAGGAGGAGUUUGAGGAGAUGAUGAGGAGACAAAGGACGGAGAGGGGGGAGGAGGCCGAGGAAGACGAGGAUGUGGCGAGGAAGGACCUGGAGGAGGAGCUGCUGAGACGACAGAAGGAGGUGGAGGACCUGAAGAAGAAGCAGGGUCAGCUGACGCAGGAGGUCGACGCCCUGAGAGCAGUGGAGUGUGCUGAGUGUCUCUCGCUCUUUUCCUCUCUGGAGGCGGAGCAGAAGGAAGCCGCCCGGCUGACGAAGGAGAACAAAGCUCUCGUAAACGGAAUCUUCCACCUGCAGACGGAGAUGACCAGCAUCCAGAAGCAGCUCCAAGAGAAGACGGACAGAUCUGACAGCCUAUCAGAGCAGCUCGACAGCACACAGACCCGCCUCCAGGGUCUGCAGAGCCAAUCGGAAGAGAAGAGCAGGACCAUCAACAGUCUGACCGACGAAGUGGAGACGCUGAGACACAGAGCGAAGGAGGGGGAGGGGCAUAGUGUUUUCCACACUGCCAUGGACGAGCUGAAGAAGGAGAGCGAGGCGGCGCUGGAGAGAUCCGCCCACAAAUCACAACAGAUCCAAGAUCUGCUGAGAGAGAGGAGCGGCCUGCAGGAAACCCUGAUGCACAGAGAAAACAGGUGUAAGGAGCUCUUGGAGGAGCUGGCCAAUCAGAGAGCAGAAAACUCCCGUGCAAGGGCGGAGCCUGAUUCAGAGGGCGGAGCUCUGCGAGGCAGGGAGGAAGGGAGGAAGAGAGAAGAGAGAGAGAAACCAGAGCUGCAGAGAGUGGUGAUGGACCAAGAGAAACUUGUGUCAGAAGCUGUGACCCAGACUGAGACUGUGAAACAACAAGAUCAGAAGGUGAACGUGGAGGCAGAGGAGAGGAAAGGGUCGGUGGUGGAGGAGCUGAAGGAGGAGAUGCACAGACUCCAGGAGAAGAGGGGGAGACGAGAGAGGGAAGAAGAAGAAGAAGGAGGGAGGAGCAAGAAGUAUGAGGAGGUGAAGAGAGAGAUGGAGAGACUACAGAGAGUGAAGGAGGAGAGAGAGAAACACAAACAGGACCUUCAUGUGUCUCCUCAGAGAUCCAACAUGGCCGACAGGAAGAAAAUCAAAACCACCGGGAGGAAGAGGAAGAGCUGCGAAGUGGAGAUGCUGGUGACCAGUGAGAACAAGAGGAACAAAGGGAGAGAAAACGCACAAAGUUCUCAUCAGUCGGCGGCGGUGAAGAGAGACGGCGGCGCCCUGCAGAAGAUCGGAGAGUUGAUCCACAGCUCUCCGUCCAUCCUGGGCAGCAAAGCGAAAACCAUCAUCGGCCUCGUUCACUCCGUGGAGCGGGAGGCGGUUACCAUGGUGACCAGACCCCGGCGAGGACGGAGGAAGCUUUAUAAAACAGAUGCUUCGUCGCCACUGUUUGUCUCUCCGCACACGACGCCCGGAGGAGCGGAGGAGGAGAAGGAGAGUGAUCACCUGAUCAUCAGGAGACAGCUGCGCUCCAAAACCUGCAGGAAGUGACCUCAUCGUCUCGUGACAUCACUACUUUUUAAGAACUCAGAAGAAUCAAGUCUGACACUUUUCUUGUGUUUGGCUAAAUUACUGCACAGUUCAUGUUUUGUCUGAUGAUGAUUUUUAGAUAUUUACUUUUGGUUUCAGGACCUUUUUGUUGUCGGGGGCAAUAAAGCCAAAAUGUUGAAUCUUUCAUUUGAUAAAAAAAUAAAAACUAUUC